Sipha flava (yellow sugarcane aphid) is the source of this 4140-nucleotide messenger RNA. RefSeq names its product homeotic protein proboscipedia (gene pb). The transcript has 4 exons. Gene Ontology annotation, biological process: regulation of DNA-templated transcription. Lineage: Eukaryota; Metazoa; Arthropoda; Insecta; Hemiptera; Aphididae. The record is from RefSeq and is a predicted model, not a curated record. Gene Ontology annotation, molecular function: DNA-binding transcription factor activity, RNA polymerase II-specific; DNA binding. Bases 615 to 3407 code for a protein of 930 amino acids.
CGCGCCAUCGUCUCGACGUAGUAUCCGCUCUCUUCGUGCACACGCCGCGCGACCACCACGCACACGCUGCACCCGGAAGAGAAAGACGCGAGAGACGACCGCGCGACCACGACCACCACAGCCAGCGCACCCGGGACGAGACGAGGAUCCGCGUCCGAUGGCCGACAGUCGGCGGACCACGUUCGACCACUACUGCUGUUGCGGUCCACUACUGAACGCCGCCGUCGUUGUUCAUCUCAUCACCGUUGUACGCGAGUGUGCCGCCGAUCAAACCGCGUAACCGUCGACCGCGCGUGUGUAUGUGCGUACAAGUGUUUUUCUUUUCCUCUCUUUUUCCCGCUUCCUACCCGUCCGCUUUCCUUCGUCGGCCCUUCGCGAAAGUCACCGCCGUCGUUUCGCCGUACGACAACCGCACAGGUACACGGGCGGAGGAGACUCUCGAUCGCGCGACUACGGUCUCGUCGGGUCGCAGUGCACACGGCCGUGUCGACCGGUUGCGCGAAAAACCGUUGAACGAUUAAUAUUUAGUACAUUCGUCGGCGGGACGGUGCGGUGCGUACCCGCGUACGGUCUGCAGCGGCGAACGAGAUCCGUGUCGCCCACGGUUCGGUAAAAUGAUGCUGAAAAACGCCGAGGCUGACCUGCGACCCGGCAAACAGCAGCAGCUCAUGUUGGGCGCGUUCGGCGGCCCGCAAAUGUUGGCCGAUGCGUUGCACGCGGCCACGGCCGCCGACGACGAUGACGACGAGGACGACUGCGGCGGCGACCGCAAGGAUGACAUGUACGCGGCCAUGGCCAUGAAGGACUCACCCGCGGCCGCGGCUGGGCUGCAGGACGGCAACGGGUUUUGGAUGGCUGCCGUGUCUGCGGCCGGGCCGCAGAUGGACCACCACGCGGCCGACUACCAGCCCACCCCCGUUCCGGACUACAUGAUGCACCAUGUUAUGGGUGCCGGUGGCGGUAACGAGAAUGUGUCGCCCGUCGACCAGCAACACCAACAGCAGCACCAUCAGGCCGCCGCGGCCGCGGCCGCUGCCGCCGCCAUGUAUCAGAUGCAAACGGACCAACAGGGCGGCGGUGGUGGCGGCGUCGGAGGUGGUGGUGCCGGUGGAGGUGGUGGACAGCAAGAGUAUCCUUGGAUGAAGGAGAAAAAGACCACGAGGAAGAAUAACCAUCAAGGAGUGCGUAAAACGUGUUUAUUCGAUGAAAGACAAAACGGUUUACCCAGGAGACUUCGCACCGCGUACACUAACACCCAGCUGCUGGAACUGGAGAAAGAGUUUCAUUUCAGCAAGUAUCUGUGUCGACCCAGGAGAAUAGAAAUCGCCGCUUCUCUGGACCUCACCGAGAGACAGGUGAAAGUGUGGUUUCAAAACAGGCGAAUGAAACACAAGCGGCAGACGAUCAACAAGCAGGGCGAGGAUGGUGACGACAAGGACUCGCAGAGCUCGGGCACGACGACCGGCAAGCAGCACGGCAAGUCAUCAGGCGGCGGGGGUGGCGGAGCCGGGGACAAGCACCAGAUGGACGACAAGAAGAGUUGCCAGAACUGCGACCUGCCACCCGGCAUCAUGAUGGACCACGUGACCGGCCGGAACAGCAGCGGGGCAGGGAGCAGCGGGGGCAGCGUCAGCUCGUUCGACACCAAGAUGGAGGACGACUCGCGGUCCAACGAGGGCAUCAUGCACAUGGCCGCGGUUAAGCGGGAGCCGAUGGCGGGUUGCAAGUCGGAACAGUCGAACGGUGGUAAGAAAUCCGCGGCGGUGACGACUGGCGUCAUGUGCCCAAAGGACCCGAUAAGGCUGAUGCCGGACAUCUCGCCGGAAGUGGGCAAGUCACUCAAAGGCGGUGGCACGUCCGUGGGCAGCCUCACGCCGUCCACUCCGGACACGCCGUCCACCGCGUUGUCCAGUCCAUUAGGCACUGCCACGGCCAUGUACCAGCAGCAGCAGCAGCAGCAACAGCAGCAACAGCAGCUCGAACACUCGGUACCGACUCCACCCACCACGUCCGUGGUCGGCGCUGCGGGGCAAGCGGCCAAGUCGCCGUACUCGAGGGUCGCGGCCGCCGACGGAUACGGCAGGCAGCAGUACAACAAACAGAACAGUUUCGCCAACAAGCCGGACGGCUGUUACUUGUCGCAGUACCCGGCCGCCGCCACCGCCGCGCAAAGUCGUUGGUACAUGUCACCGGAGACGUCGUCGCCACCGUCGUCCGUUUCGUCAUUCAAGUCCAAGUCCGGAGCGGCCGUCCAGAGCUCCGUUCAGAGAGGGGUGCAGCAACAACAGUCCGGUACCGGCCACUGCCGCGGUCAGCAGUACCAGGGUUACGGACCGCAUCAGCAACAGCAGCAGCAGCAGUAUUGCAACGGUUACAACGGUUAUCAGACGGCCGGCGCCGGCGGCGGUACCGGUGAGGCUUAUCAGCAAGCCUCGGCCACUAUCGUUCCGCCCACUGUCGGUUACCACCACCGUCAAGCGUACCAACAGCACCAGCCCACCGGUGGUUACGGCGGCAUGGGUGGCACCGCCGGUGGUGACGAUUAUCAUCACCAUCAUCUGAGCUAUACCGGCACGUACCAGGCGACCGGUCAAGGGUACGCGGCCAACGCGCACCAUAUGGUCGGCACCGGACAUCACCAACAACAGCAGCACCACCAGCAGCACCAAAACCACUCGGGGUCGCUGUACAACAUGGACUAUCACCAUCAGCAGUCGCUUCACCAACAGUCGCACCAUCAACAGCACCAGCAACACCAGCAGCAGCAGCAGCAACACCAGCAACACCAGCAACACCAGCAGCAGCAGCAGCAGCAGCAGCAGCUCAGGUACAACAAAUCGGCUACGACCCCGGGCCAGUAUUACGUGGACCCCGUGGCCGCGGGUGGCACCGGCACCGGGGUCGUCGUGGCCGCGGUGCCCGAGCUGGAUGCCGCGUUCGUGGACCAGUUCCACGCGCACGGCUCGUCCGUGACCAUGACGCCACCGAAUAGCGUGCGGGUGACCGCGGCCGCCGACUCGUCCGGCGACCACUUCAACAGCUUCCAUCAUUUCUACAACGGUGCGGGGACGGUAGUGACGACCGGCUCCGGCACCGGCGCCGGCGAACAACACUGUCACCAGCAGACGUCGUCGCUGCACCAACAGCACCACCAUCAACAGCACCAGCAGCAGCCGAACGCCGUGGCCGCGGCUGUCGUGGCCCCCAUUACCGGGAACGCAGCAGCGGUGGCCGCGGCGGCCGUCAUGGCGCACCAUCCGCAGCAGCAGCAGCCGCCGGUGCCGGUGCCGCCGCCGCACGUCCAUCACCACGGCGGCGUGCACGACAACAGCAACAGCUCGUCCGAUUUCAACUUUCUCAGCAACUUGGCCAACGAGUUCGCACCCGAGUACUAUCAGCUCAGCUGAGAUUCGCUCUACUACUAACACGCCGAUGUCAGUACGCGCGUUCGUUCCAAGAUGAUAUUAUCAUCAUCAUCAUCAUCAUUAUUAUUAUUAUUAUUAUUAUUAUUGUUUAGUUAUUUUUACUGUAAUUACUAUUAUUUUUAUGAACUUGUAUUAGGUUUUAUUCCGUUCCGGUUUUGGUUUUUAGCGUCGUUGCUUUUACGAUUAUUUUCUCUUUCUUUUCUUUUCGUAGAUGAUCGGGUCGAUCAGCCGAUUUUCUUCGAUGUCGAUACGGUUCACGUGGACUUUUCGCGGAAUACCUUCGUGAACUCCAAACGGUUUCUUAUAACUCAGCACAAUUGCAGUUCGAUGAUACUCACUAGCGCGAGUACGCGCCUCCUAUACGCUCCUAUACAUAAAUAAAUACGCAACAUUGGCGAAACUGUCAACGCUUUAUCGAAACUUACCGUUUUUAAUGCGACGGCGGACAAGAAAACACGUAUAAUGGUUGGUUUGAAGUAGAGUACAAUCUUCGUGAUAGAAUCGAAACCGAGCGAGCGCUUUCUGUUCGGGCAGAAAGAAAUACAUUGAUUUCGCGGUAAGUCCGCACGUGUUUGUUAACCGAUCGUUGGUCGCGCCACUCUCCUCGUUUCGGUGCCGUAUUCGCUCCGAUUGCGCGUUCAAAACGUAUUUAAAUAUUAUAUUGUUUUUAUGUUAACUAUAUUUUUAAUUUUUUUUUUUUCAGAUCGUUACGUUU